Molecule: messenger RNA, 1083 nt
Organism: Dovyalis caffra
Lineage: Eukaryota; Viridiplantae; Streptophyta; Magnoliopsida; Malpighiales; Salicaceae
Source: the annotation of a GenBank genome assembly
AUGGCGUUUCGAAAAUUAUUUUCGAAGCGUACUAUCACCAACGAUUAUAGAGUUGCGUCACCGGCUGUCACUCUAGACCACCUAUCAUCACCGAUUACAUCCCUUACAACACCACAAAAUAAUGCACCAUCCAAAACCAAUCUACCCGAAGAGUUUCUCACCGGAGAUUCCGUCGAUAAAAGUUUUUUCCGGCGAUUCCUUCACCGUAGAGCCGUUAACCAGUUACCAGAAUUCCUUUCCAUGCCAGUGGGAGAGAAGUUAAGAGAAAAGCUCAAGGGUAUCAAAAUAUCCAGUGACCGGCUCCACCUUGAUGGUCUGACGCCUCCGGAACAGCCAACCGGAGAGGCUGCUAAUAAGUUCGGAAUUUCUGUUGAGAAUGCGAAGAAGAUUUUGAGGGUUUCUCUGGUGGAGAAGUUGAAGGCGAGACUUAGAGAGAUUCCAAACGGGUCGAUUUUGUAUUCGGAGUUUGUUAAAAUUUGCGUUGAUGAGUGUGGAAAUGAAGAUCUAGGUGUUGAGUUUGCUAAGUUGCUUGACCAGUCCGGAAACGUCAUCGUCUUGGGAAACAUUGUGUUUCUCAGGCCUGAUCAGGUGGCGAAAUCAAUGGAGAAUAUGAUAUCUCAAACUAUUGCAACCCCUAAUGACGCAAGAAGAAAACAACUCGAGCAUAUGGAGAAACUAAAGGUAAUAAUUGAUAAAAAGGCCAGAACCCAGGUCCGAGGAGAGCUUUAUUGUGGGCUGGGCUUCCUAAUGAUCCAAACGCUUGGGUUCAUGAGGCUCACCUUUUGGGAACUUAACUGGGAUGUCAUGGAGCCCAUAUGCUUCUUUGUCACAUCCCUUCACUUUGCAAUAGCCUAUGGUUUCUUCCUUAGAACAUCCACCGAGCCUUCUUUUGAAGGUUACUUCCAGCGCCGAUUCAAGACCAAACAAGCGAAACUCAUGAAGAUGCACGACUUUGAUGUCCAAAAAUAUAACCAACUUCGCAAAGUUUUUUAUCCUGAUCUCGGUUAUGGUUUACAACAAUGCGAACAUUACAAACCCCACCAUGAAGAUGGGGACUUAAUUUCUCAGCCAAUCCAUGCAUAG